Drosophila mauritiana is the source of this 4414-nucleotide messenger RNA. It is a transcript of the gene csw, whose product is annotated as tyrosine-protein phosphatase corkscrew. NCBI's taxonomy places the organism in Eukaryota, Metazoa, Arthropoda, Insecta, Diptera, Drosophilidae. Gene Ontology annotation, molecular function: protein tyrosine phosphatase activity. The record is from RefSeq and is a predicted model, not a curated record. The transcript is spliced from 8 exons. The coding region runs from base 95 to 2914 and encodes 939 amino acids. Gene Ontology annotation, biological process: protein dephosphorylation.
AACACCCCAGCCGAGACGCAUUUUUCCGCAGUGGAAUACUACUAUCUAAGCUUCUUUUUGUUUUGGUGUGUGCGAGAAAACGAGUGUGAAGAAAAUGCUGUUCAACAAAUGCCUGGAAAAGUUGUCCAGCUCGCUGGGCAGUGUGGUCAAUCACAAGCUGCAGGAGAAACAAGUCUACAACAAUAACAAUAUCAACAAUAACAAUAACAACACGCUAAACAACAACAAUGCGUACAACAACCAGCGAAACUUUGAGUACGAAAGAGCCAUACAGGCGCACUACGGAAGCAAGGGAAGGCGCUCGGAGGAGCGCGAGAGGAGCGGCAAGUUCAAGGCCAGCAAGGGUCGGAAAGCAAAGGUCACCCCACCAACGGAGACACCCGAGGCCCAGGAGCCGGCCUGCAAGAACUGUAUGACCCACGACGAGCUGGCCCAGAUCAUAAAGGGCGUGGCCAAGGGCGCUGAUCGAGACAACCGAUUGCAGCGCAGACGUCGUCCUCUCUCCGCCCAACCCUCCGCCUCCGCCUCCACGUCGACGGAAUCGCUGCACCGGCUCACACCCAGCCCGCAGGCCUCCUACCCGGCCACGCCCACCUCCUGGACAGCCACCCCGCCCCAGUUCCCAGCCGCCUUCGGCGGCGCCAGCUGCUCCAACAGCACACUGUCCCUCUUGGCCACCAUGCGCGUCCAGCUCCAUGGUUACACAUGGUUUCAUGGCAAUCUUUCCGGAAAGGAAGCGGAAAAAUUGAUCCUGGAGCGGGGCAAGAAUGGUUCGUUUCUCGUCCGUGAAUCUCAGAGCAAGCCUGGCGACUUCGUCCUUUCCGUGCGCACGGACGACAAAGUAACGCAUGUCAUGAUUCGAUGGCAGGACAAGAAGUACGACGUCGGCGGCGGGGAAUCCUUUGGCACCUUGUCGGAACUGAUCGAUCACUACAAGCGUAAUCCCAUGGUGGAGACGUGCGGAACCGUGGUGCAUCUGCGACAGCCGUUCAACGCCACGCGAAUCACUGCGGCUGGCAUCAAUGCCCGGGUGGAACAGCUGGUCAAGGGAGGUUUCUGGGAGGAGUUCGAAUCACUGCAGCAGGACAGUCGGGACACUUUCUCGCGCAACGAGGGCUACAAACAGGAGAACCGCCUCAAGAAUCGCUACCGCAACAUAUUGCCAUACGACCACACGCGCGUCAAGCUGCUGGACGUGGAGCACAGCGUGGCCGGAGCCGAGUACAUCAAUGCCAACUACAUACGGCUGCCCACCGACGGCGACCUGUACAACAUGAGCAGCUCGUCGGAGAGCCUGAACAGCUCGGUGCCCUCGUGCCCCGCCUGCACGGCUGCCCAGACACAGCGGAACUGCUCCAACUGCCAGCUGAUGAACAAGACGUGCGUGCAGUGCGCCGUGAAGAGCGCCAUUCUGCCGUAUAGCAACUGUGCCACCUGCAGCCGCAAGUCGGACUCCCUGAGCAAGCACAAGCGCAGCGAAUCCUCGGCCUCUUCAUCGCCCUCCUCCGGCUCUGGGUCCGGACCAGGAUCGUCGGGCACCAGCGGAGUGAGCAGCGUCAAUGGACCCGGCACACCCACCAAUCUCACGAGCGGCACAGCCGGAUGUCUGGCCGGCCUGCUAAAGAGACACUCGAACGACUCGUCCGGGGCUGUCUCUAUAUCGAUGGCCGAGCGGGAACGCGAGAGGGAGCGCGAGAUGUUUAAGACCUACAUCGCCACCCAGGGCUGCCUGCUCACCCAGCAAGUGAACACGGUAACGGACUUUUGGAACAUGGUCUGGCAGGAGAACACGCGGGUGAUCGUCAUGACCACCAAGGAAUACGAGCGCGGCAAAGAAAAAUGCGCCCGCUACUGGCCGGACGAGGGUAGAUCGGAGCAGUUCGGCCACGCGCGGAUACAGUGCGUCUCGGAGAACUCGACCAGUGACUACACGCUGCGCGAGUUCCUCGUCUCGUGGCGGGAUCAGCCGGCGCGCCGGAUCUUUCACUACCAUUUCCAGGUGUGGCCGGAUCACGGAGUGCCCGCCGAUCCGGGCUGUGUGCUCAACUUUCUGCAAGAUGUCAACACGCGUCAGAGUCACCUGGCUCAAGCGGGCGAGAAGCCGGGUCCGAUCUGCGUGCAUUGCUCUGCGGGCAUCGGACGCACUGGCACCUUCAUUGUGAUCGAUAUGAUUCUCGAUCAGAUUGUGCGCAAUGGAUUGGAUACCGAAAUCGACAUCCAGCGCACCAUUCAGAUGGUCCGAUCGCAGCGUUCCGGUCUUGUGCAAACCGAGGCGCAAUACAAGUUCGUCUACUACGCGGUGCAGCACUACAUACAGACCCUGAUUGCCCGGAAACGAGCUGAGGAGCAGAGCCUGCAGGUUGGCCGCGAGUACACCAAUAUAAAGUACACGGGCGAAAUUGGCAACGAUUCACAAAGAUCUCCAUUACCACCAGCAAUUUCUAGCAUAAGUUUAGUUCCGAGUAAGACGCCACUGACGCCGACAUCGGCGGACUUGGGCACUGGGAUGGGCCUAAGCAUGGGCGUGGGCAUGGGCGUCGGCAACAAGCACGCAUCGAAGCAGCAGCCGCCGUUGCCGGUGGUCAACUGCAACAAUAAUAACAACGGCAUCGGCAAUAGCAGCUGCAGCAACGGCGGCGGGAGCAGCAAUACCAGCAGCAGCAACGGCAGCAGCAACGGCAACAUCAACGCCCUGCUGGGCGGCAUCGGCUUGGGGCUGGGCGGCAAUAUGCGCAAGUCGAACUUUUACAGCGACUCGCUGAAGCAGCAACAGCAGCGCGAGGAGCAGGCUCCGGCGGGAGCAGGUAAGAUGCAGCAGCCGGCGCCGCCGCUGCGACCGCGUCCUGGCAUACUCAAGUUGCUCACCAGUCCCGUCAUCUUUCAGCAAAAUUCAAAAACAUUCCCAAAGACAUGAUCGGCUUGCGACCGCCGAGCCAUGCGCCUGCGUUGCCGCCGCCACCGACACCGCCGCGCAAAACAUGACAAAUGAAUUUCUAAGUCGCGACGCCCCCUUGACACGCCCCCCUGACACCCACCUCCCCACACACGCACACAGACCACAUGUGGUUUUCAUUUUAAAUGUCACCCAGCCGCCGCCCCAAACCCAAAACCCAAUCCCUCGACUAUGUUUUACUGUUGUACCACGUUCUACGUUUUUUUUUUAAUAAUUGUAAUCUAUAUACUUUUUUGUAAUUGUGUGUAAUGUAAUGUUUAGUUUUAUGUUAUUGUCUCGCUUUAUGUUGUAAGUGUUCCCUGCACACGCAAAGCAGUAACCCCACCACCACCCCAAACCCCAAAACCCAGGCAUAUUUAUGUAGUAGUAUCUUAAGAAUCCCCGAACCGGUAGUUGAGGAUACAAUCUGGGCGGAACUGCAGCAGAUCCGCCAAAAAAAAACACAUUUUUAAGCAGAAUCGCAGCAACAAAAUGAUAACCCCCGUUCCCUGUUCCAAACCGCUUGAAUUUGGCGGAAUUGGCAUUAAUAGUAUUUCACUUUCUUGAAAAUAUUCGCUUUAGAUGAGAAAAUUGACUUGUGACAAAUAUUUACAUGUAUUGCGCUGGUUACAAACCACAAAAGUUGUUUAACUUUAAAUUUUACGAAUCGCAUGUUUGAAAAUAGUUGUAGUUUCCCAUUUGGGAAUCAUUGAAAUAUCCAUUUCUAAAGGGAAAUCUAGUUCUGGCACGUUCAAUUUGAAUCGGUUAAUUUCUAAUCUAGUUGGCGAAAAAGUGAAGAAAAGUGAAGUCCACCUCCUCCAAAUUCAACUUGAAACGGAAACGGGUUACCGGUUGGAGUGCAAAUAAAGUUUUUAGUGUAGUAAGUGUUGACAAAAUCGAUAGAGAAGAAAUUAGCGGAGUAACUGAGGCAGUAAGCACGUAACGAUAAUGAUACAAAAAGCGUUGAUUGUGAUUCGAGUGACAGCGAGAACAGAAACUGAAACAGUAACAGUAACAGAUGAGAACAGAUGCGAAUGAGAUCAGAACAGAACAGCGGAGACGCCAACCGAACAGAACAGAAAUAAACAGAAGAGAACAGAUUAGAGGUAAAAGAAAAAGCUAAGAAGCGCUUAUGCGUGUCGUCCCUAGAAUAAGAAAACUAAUAUUACAGCUCGACAGAUCCAGAUUCAGAUCCAGAUCUAUAUCUCUAGCAGCCAAUUUCUGAUUUUCCCUUCCCCCUUAAUUUUCCGAUUAAUUUAGUGAUUGUGUGUAUAUUUUUAAUUGUAUAUUGAAGAUUAUUUAUAGCGAUUGUCCAUUGUGUUACAUUUCAAAUGAUCGAAAGAAUUGUAUUUAGAAAUUUUGUACUUUAGAAAUUAUGCAUUAAUUGUGUGUCUGUGUCUCUCUACCCAGUCUCCCUAUCUCUGUCUCUCUCUCUCUCCCUCACCCUCUCUGUCUAUGCACGAGUGUUUUUAACUAAGUUUA